ACUCUUCUUCCAUAUGCCCCUCACACUUUGAGCACUUUCCUCCUUUUCUCUUUUUUCUGACCCUGCAUUUAUACACUGCUUUGUGCUUUCUUCAUGGCUCUCCUUGUCUUUGCUAUUUUGAUCUUCUUGGCCCCUUCAAGCAAUGCCUACUGGCCACCUUCACCUGGCUACUGGCCAAGUUCCAAAGUCAGGUCUUUGAGCUUUCACAAAGGAUUUAGGAACCUAUGGGGCCCUCAGCACCAAAGACUAGACCAAAGUACAUUAUCAAUUUGGCUAGAUAGAACCACAGGAAGUGGCUUCAAAUCGGUACGUCCAUUUCGAUCCGGGUACUUUGGUGCUUCCAUUAAGCUCCAACCUGGGUACACUGCAGGAGUUAUAACUGCUUUCUAUCUUUCCAACAAUGAAGCACAUCCUGGUUUCCAUGAUGAAGUGGACAUUGAGUUUCUUGGGACAACAUUUGGAAAGCCUUAUGUUUUGCAGACCAAUGUUUAUAUAAGAGGGAGUGGAGAUGGGAAAAUUAUAGGUAGAGAGAUGAAGUUCAAUCUGUGGUUUGAUCCUACCAAAGAUUUUCACCAUUAUGCUAUACUUUGGAGUCCUAAGGAAAUCAUAUUCCUAGUAGAUGAUGUGCCAAUAAGGAGGUACCCGAGGAAGAGCAGUGCAACAUUUCCAGUGAGGCCAAUGUGGCUUUAUGGUUCAAUAUGGGAUGCCUCAUCAUGGGCAACAGAAGAUGGAAAGUACAAAGCUGAUUACAAGUAUCAACCUUUUGUUGCAAAAUACACCAACUUCAAAGCUAGUGGCUGCUCAGCCUUUGCCCCUCGGUGGUGCCGGCCAGCCUCAGCCUCACCGUACCCCUCAGGUGGGUUGACCUCACAGCAGUACGGGGCCAUGUCGUUUGUGCAGAGACACCACAUGGUUUAUAACUAUUGUCAAGACUCCAAAAGAGAUCACAGGCUCACACCUGAGUGUUGGGGUUAAAUCUUAAAAGGAUAAUCAUACAUAGACAUACAUUUUGUGUUAAACAUACUUUAAACAUAUCAUCUUGUGAUGGUUUUUUAACAAUCACCACAAAUGUGGAGAUUUAAAAUUGUCACAACAUGGUAUAUCUGAAGGAUGUUGCAAAAAAAAAUGUAUAUUUAUCUAUCCUUUUCUCUAUCUUAAAACUUUGCAAAUUGGGGUGGUUUUGUUUUGUUUUUUUCUGCUUGUGGUCCUAAAGCAAACAACACACUGUUCUCUUGUGA
This is a messenger RNA of Lotus japonicus, 1238 nucleotides long. RefSeq names its product probable xyloglucan endotransglucosylase/hydrolase protein 32. The transcript is spliced from 4 exons. Gene Ontology annotation, cellular component: cell wall; apoplast. Bases 94 to 975 code for a protein of 293 amino acids. Lineage: Eukaryota; Viridiplantae; Streptophyta; Magnoliopsida; Fabales; Fabaceae. The record is from RefSeq and is a predicted model, not a curated record. Gene Ontology annotation, molecular function: xyloglucan:xyloglucosyl transferase activity; hydrolase activity, hydrolyzing O-glycosyl compounds. Gene Ontology annotation, biological process: xyloglucan metabolic process; cell wall biogenesis.